GCGUCAUUGGUUUCUUGCGUUUGCGUUGCGUUGUUGUUGUUCUUGAUGUCGUGACCGAAAGUUGUUUUAUUUCUGAGUCUUGACUGAAAUUCUUGUCCGUUCUGAUACAAUUAAAUCAGAAAAAUGUUUUCUUUUAUUACAAAGAACAGAAAUGAUAUUAUUUAUUUAUCAUUGUUGCUGUUUUGUAUAGGAGUAGGGCCUCGUUACCGGGCUUUGAAAACGGUUCAGGCUAAGAAAUGGGCUGGCAGUAUUCUUGGUUUACUGCUCAUAAUUAUUGUUUCUGGGUACAGUGCUCUUCAUCCUAUUCUGUCCGCAUUUAUGGGAAUUAUCGCUAUAAAAGUGGCGACUGUUAGAUACUGCCAUGUAGUGACUUUCUUUUUGAUGUUUGGAUAUCUAUUCUUCUUUCGGCUCGCUGAUAAAUUCGGCUUUCCACUAUCUUCAGGACAAACAAACCUCAUUGAAAUGAUAAUAGUUCUCCGAGUAGUAGGAGUCGCAUUUGAAAUUAAUGGCUCCUGGCUAGCUGUAGGAAAAGCUAAAAAGAAUGAAAACAAAGAAGAGAAUAAAGAAGAAAAAGUUAAAGAUGACGACUUUCUUGAGAUUAUUAAUCCUGAUUUCCAAGAUUUAUUCCACUACUCUUUCAAUUAUAUUGGACUUCUUACAGGCCCCUACUACAGAUACCGGACUUUUGACGACUACUUCCAUCUACCUUAUAGCAAGUACGUUGAUUGUUUUGGCUUUACCAUCAACACCAUGAGAAUGGUUCCUCUCUAUGUGUCACUGUACUUGGCUUUAUCUAACGUUUGGCCCCUAGAGUACAUUUUAACAGAAGACCAUAAUAAUAGAAACUUUGUGUACCGAAUGCUGUACCCAUGGGCGUUGUUCGCGGCGUUUCGUCAGCGCAUAUACUCUGGGAUGACUUUGGCUGAGAGUGUGUGCACUUCGGCUGGCUUGGGAGCUUAUCCUGUACAGGGCAAGAAUAGGACAGGCCAUGGACCUACCAUUGGCUAUUUAAAGUUGAAGCAGAUGUCGGAGGAAGAAGCAAAGAAUUGUCAAUAUGAUUUCAACACAGUCGAGUCAAUGGAUGUGUGGGGAUGUGAGACAGUGGUCACUUUGCGAGAUUCUAUGAAAGUAUGGAACAAGGCUGUGCAAUACUGGGUAGCCAUGGUGGUGUACAAGAGAUUCCCUGUGAAGCCUUUGAAGAUCCAUGCAGCAUUGUUCGUGUCUGUGAUCUGGCAUGGAUACCACGCCGGUUACUUCUUCUGUAUUUAUUUCUGUCCAUUCUAUGUGAUGGCUGAAGACAUUUACUACAAGCUCUAUUAUAAAGAUGCUACAGGACAGAAAAAGAAAAUCCUCGGCUUCAUAAUGUGGUUCCUGCGUUCACAUUCGGAGUCGUACCAAGCCGCCGCAUUCCUUCUCCUCACAUUCGAUCGGAUUUGGAUAUACUAUUCAUCCGUAUACCACUAUUGGUACGGUGUUUGGCUCGCCUUCCUUCUAAUAGGAAUCAUUCUGAACAAGUUACAUAGAAGUAAAAGACCCAGUAAGGGUAACAAAGAAAUUGAAACAAAACAAAAUGUUGUAAGCAAUUAAUUUAAUAAUUUUAAUAUAGUACCUCAGAUCAUGGUUAGCUCAAUUCGAAUAUAAGUGUUAUUUCAUAGUUUAUAACAAUAUUUCUCAACAAAUGUACUGUACAACUGUUGUUAGGAACAAAACACGACGUUAAAUAUUCAUGCAUGUUGCAAGACUCGAUAUUUUAAUGACAUUCAUUUAUCUUUUGAGAUAACAUUCUUGGAACAUAUUGGUUAUAGUUGUGCUGUAAACAUAUUGAUAGCUCUGGGUUUUUCUAUACAGAAAUGUAUUUAUAUUAUUCAAAAUAUACAUAGUAAAAAUGUUUAUAUUUGCAUCGUGAUUCGUUCCUAAUUAAUGCAAUGCACGUAGUUGUUAUAAAAUAAUUAUGACUACGAACUUCGUAACAUUCUCAAGAUAGGUCUUUAUUACGGUACUAUUUUUGAAAUGUGUGUCUGAGUAUUUUUAUCGGACAAAACUGUAAAGAAAUUUAGUACCGCGCUGUUCAGGGACCUUUAGAUUUUAGAUAAACAACCCGUUCACUUAUUCGGCAUAGCAAGCACAGAUGUAUACAUAUAUACACUUUUGUUUGCUAAAGCGCUGCUAAACAAAACAAUAAAAAGUCUGAUUACGAUUUUUUUAUAUGAUUGCGUGAACGGGUUUCGGCCCCUCAUUUUGUACCGUACAAUGUACAGUUUCUAAAAGUAUUUUUAUUUGAGAUUAUUGGUGGGAAAAUAGAAUAUAUUUUAACGGAUUUUUAUAGCACUUGGUGCCUGGUAGAAUUUAUUUGGAACAAUAUUCUUAUAUAAUGGUAACUUAGUAAGUGUUAGUAGAUGUUGUCACGUCGCUCGCUUUGCGGUCCGACGAAGAUUCUGAAGACAGAGUUUCUGGAACAGUCCAUGGAAGUUUCCAGAAUAUACCUAAAGUCAAUUCCCUGUUGUGGACGGUCCUCGUGCAUUUUGACUUAAUAAUAAUAUUUAAUAUAAAUUUUUCGUGAAUUCUAGUAAUAGAUAAUUUAUUUCUUUAUGUAAUAUUUAUUGGAAUCAUUAUGGGUUUUAGGUUUAUAAUUAAAUUUAAUUAUGUGCUCUAUACAUUCCAUAGAUUUAAUUUUCAAUUGGUUUAAUUUCUAGUACAUUUUAAAUACUCGAAGACGAAUUCUUGUCGUAUAUUAUGGACUUGGACUUAUACAUGUAAAGGUUAUAAUAUUUUUUAAUCAAUAUAAAUAUACAACAUUGGAAAA
This is a messenger RNA of Spodoptera frugiperda (fall armyworm), 2803 nucleotides long. It is a transcript of the gene frj, whose product is annotated as lysophospholipid acyltransferase 7. Gene Ontology annotation, biological process: phosphatidylinositol biosynthetic process; lipid modification. The record is from RefSeq and is a predicted model, not a curated record. The transcript is spliced from 7 exons. Lineage: Eukaryota; Metazoa; Arthropoda; Insecta; Lepidoptera; Noctuidae. Gene Ontology annotation, cellular component: mitochondria-associated endoplasmic reticulum membrane contact site; membrane. Gene Ontology annotation, molecular function: lysophospholipid acyltransferase activity. The coding region runs from base 124 to 1587 and encodes 487 amino acids.